AUGGACUAUGUGGAGGAUGAGAUUAAGCACUUGCAAUAUCGCAUGAUGUUGAAGCAAGAACUUCAAUCUGUUGACAUAGCUAAUGACUCUAAUCAAGCCCAGACAUCUGAUGGCUCUGAGAGCAAAAGGUCAUCCUUUUUCAAAUUUAACCAGCCAUCAAGUGUCAAAAGGUCUGAGGUGGACAUCUACCUGGAUGCACAGACCAAUAAUGACUUCACGGAGUACAUAGUCUUACAAAAACUGACAAAGCUGUUUGUCAAAUACAACACAGCACUCCCUUCGAGCGCUCCACCUUAUGAUGGACCGGGUAACCUGUCAAAGGCCCAAUGUCAGCUGGAUUUGGCCUCAGCUCACCCUGUGCCCAUAGAAGUUCUAACAGGCCAGUGGAAAUACAGCAUUGAUGUCGUAGUGAAUGUCUCUGAUGUACAAACCUUUGAGCUGAUUCGCUCGUCCUUGAAUGCUACUGAUCUUCCCAUACGAAUCGAUAACCAAACGGAGAUCUCGGACAUUAGUAUCACAAUUGUGUGUUCGUCAACUGACUCUGGCUUCCAGUGCAGAUGUGAGGAACAGUUUGCUUGGCCGUACAGCACCUGUGUCACAUACGGUGCCUGCGAACGCACAUGGAGCAGCAUUUGUAAAUGCAUCAAUGCUAUUCCACCAGGCAACCACUCCUGUCAGCCGAUAUCAGUGCUGCUAACUCAGGUCGAGUACGACGUGGAGGUGGAGCUGAACGUGACAGAUGUUGCGACAGUGGACUACCUCAGGAUCCUAUUGAACAACAACAGCUUCUCCUUCGCCCUGGGUCCCAUUGUGAAUGUCACAAACAUCGACAUCAACACAGUUUGUUACCUAAAUGGCAGCAACUUCCAGUGCAGAUGUGAGGACCAGUACGUCUGGUCUUCUACGGACUGUGCUACAUACGGAGCCUGUGAUGAGAUCACGAAUGACACGUGCAGCUGUAUCAACAGUAUUCCAUCCAAUGGGCAGUACUGCCAGCCAAAGACAGCUUCUCCAGUUGUCUAUGAAUAUAUUAUCACAAUUGAGCUGAACACCACAGAUGUUACAGAGAUAGACCGACUGAGAAACAUCAGCUACCCAGUCAGCAUCAGCAACAACACACAAGUCUCUAACAUGAACAUCUCUACAGUUUGCUCUCCAAGCAGCAGUGGUUACCAGUGCAGAUGUGAGGAUCAGUAUCGUUGGUCAUGUGACCAGUGUUUCAUGUAUGGAUACUGUGACAACAUCACCUCCGACACAUGUGGAUGCAUCAAUGCCAUCCCUGCUGAUGGACAGCAUUGUCAGCCUGUUGACAAACACAACUUUACAUUUUGUCCAGUUCUGACGACCAGUCCAUCACCAACAAUUGUCUAUGAAUAUAUUAUCACAAUUGAGCUGAACACCACAGAUGUUACAGAGAUAGACCGACUGAGAAACAUCAGCUACCCAGUCAGCUUCAGCAACAACACACAAGUCUCUGGCAUGAACAUCUCUACAGUUUGCUCUCCAAGCAGCAGUGGUUACCAGUGCAGAUGUGAGGAUCAGUAUCGUUGGUCAUGUGACCAGUGUUUCAUGUAUGGAUCCUGUGACAACAUCACCUCCGACACAUGUGGAUGCAUCAAUGCCAUCCCUGCUGAUGGACAGCAUUGUCAGCCUGUUGACAAACACAACUUUACAUUUUGUCCAGUUCUGACGACCACUCCAUCAACAACAAGUAAGACUGAGGAAACAACAAAAAUCAGAAACAUAAUAUUUUGCUCUCCAAGCAGCAGUGGUUACCAGUGCAGAUGUGAGGAUCAGUAUCGUUGGUCAUGUGACCAGUGUUUCAUGUAUGGAUCCUGUGACAUCACCUCCGACACAUGUGGAUGCAUCAAUGCCAUCCCUGCUGAUGGACAACAAUGUCAGCCUGUUGACCAAUACAACUUUACAUUUUGUCCAGUUCUGACGACCACUCCAUCACCAACAAUUGUCUAUGAAUAUAUUAUCACAAUUGAGCUGAACACCACAGAUGUUACAGAGAUAGACCGACUGAGAAACAUCAGCUACCCAGUCAGCCUCACCAACAACACACAAGUCUCUGGCAUGAACAUCUCUACAGUUUGCUCUCCGAGCAGCAGUGGUUACCAGUGCAGAUGUGAGGAUCAGUAUCGUUGGUCAUGUGACCAGUGUUUCAUGUAUAGAUCCUGUGACAACAUCACCUCCAACACAUGUGGAUGCAUCAAUGCCAUCCCUGCUGAUGGACAGCAUUGUCAGCCACUGACAGGUACUUAUGCCACCAGCCAAAACACCACAAUUAGCUUAGCAACAUCAGACGUUCCACCCACAACCAUUAUAACAAAUACUAGUAACACAGCUACUACUAAUGUCCCCACCAAGACCCCCACCACAACUACGGCUGCUACCACGACCACUACCCCUACCAAGACCGCUACAACGAUUAUUACCAAAGCUACGACUACGAUUGCUACCACUUACACUCCCAACCCCCCCACCACAACUAUGGUUGCUAACUUGACCACGGCUACCAACACUGGUACGAUUGCUACCACUAACACUACCCCCACCACAAAUAUGACCACUACCCCCACCCCGACUACGGCUGCAACCACGACCACUACCCCUCCUACAAUUGUUACCAUGGCAACCUCGACUACCAUUGCUACCACUAAAGCUACCUCCAACCCCACCACAAGUAUAGCUGCUACCACGAACACUACCCCUACCACGAUUGUUACCACGGCUACCCCGGCUAUCACUACGACUACGAUUGCAACCACUAACACCACCACCACCCCAACCACAACUACAGCUGCUACCUUGACCACGGCUACUAACACGACAAUGAUUGCUACCACAACCACUACCCCCACCCCAACUACGGGUGCUACCACGACCAUUACACCUACUACGAUUGUUACCAUGGCAACCCCGACUACAAUUGCUACCACUAAAGCUACCUCCAACCCGUCCACAACUAUAGCUGCUACCACGAACACUACCCCUACCACGAUUGUAACCACGGCUACCCCGGCUAUCACUACGACUACGAUAGCAACUAGUAACACUAUCAACCUCCCCCCCACAACUACGACUGCUACCCUGACCAAGGCUACCAACACGACUAUGAUUGCUACAACUAACACUACCCUCACCCCAACUACGGCUGCUACCACGACCAAUACCCCUACCACAACCGCUACUGCGAUUGCUACCACGGCUACCCCCAUGACAACUGUUGCUAUCACUAAAACUACCUCCACCACGAUAACAACUAAUGCUAAUACCACAACCCCUAGCACGAUUGUUACCACGGCUACCCCGGCUACCACCACAACUACGAUUGCUACCACUAUCACCACCACAACCCCAACCACAACUACAGCUGCUACCUUGACCACGGCUACCAACACGACUACUAUUGCUACCACUAAAACUACGCCCACCCCGAUCACAACUAAUGCUGCUACCACAACCACUACCCCUACAACAACCGCUACUGUGAUUGAUACCAUGGCUACCCAGACUACCACCACGACCACCACCGCAACCACAACUACAGGUGCUACCUUGACCACCACUACCAACACGACUACAGUUGCUUCAACUAACACUACCCCCACCACAACUACUGCUGUUACCAAGACAACUACCCCUCCUACGAUUGUUACCACUACUACCCCGGCCACCACCUCGACUACAAUUGCUACCUCUAACACUACCCCCACCCCUAUUACAGCUGCUGCCACUAACACUACCCCCACCACAACUACUGCUGCUACCAAGACCACUACCCCUACCACGAUUAUUACCACGACUACCUCGGCUAUCACCACGACUACGAUUGCAACCAGUAACACUAUCAACCCCCCCACCACAACUACGGCUGCUACCUUGACCACGGCUACCGACACGACUAUGAUUGCUACAACUAACACUACCCCCACCCCAACUAUGACUGCUACCAAGACCAAUACCCCUACUACAACCGCUAAUGCGAUUGCUACCACGGCUACCCCCAUAACUACGGUUGCUACCACUAACACUACCACCACCCCGACGACAACUACGGCUGCUACCUUGACCACAGCUACCAACAGGACUACGAUUGCUUCCACUAAAACUACCCCCAACCCCAUCACAACUACGACUGAUACCACGGCUACAUCCACGACUACGAUUGCCACCACUGACACUGCCACCCCCCCCACUACAACUACGGCUGCUACCAACACGACUACGAUUGCUACCACUGACACUAACACAAACCCCAACUCCACCACAACUACGGUUGCUUCCACUAACACUACCCCCACCCCCAUUACAGCUGCUGCCACUACCACUACCCCUACCGCUACUACGAUUGUUACCACGGCUACCCCGGCUACCACCACGACUACGAUUGCUACCACUUACACUACCACCACCCCAAGCACAACUACAGCUGCUACCUUGACCACGGCUACCAACACGACUAUGAUUGCGACAACUAACACUACCCCCACCCCCGCCACAACUACGGCUGCUACCUUGACCACGGCUACCAACAUGACCAUGAUUGCUACAACUAACACUACCCCCAAAUCCACCACAACUACAGCUGCUACGAAGACCACUACCCCUACCACGAUUGUUACCACGGCUACCCCGGCUACCACCACGACUACGAUUGCUACCACUAACACUACCAACCCCCCCACUACAACUACCACUGCUACCUUGACCCCCGCUACAAACAAGACUACGUUUGCUACCACUAACACUACCCCCAAAUCCACCACAACUACGGCUGCUACCACAACCACUACCCCCACUACGAUUGUUACCACGGCUACCCCGGCCACCACCACGACUACAAUUGCUACCACUAACACUACCAACCCCCUGACCAUAACUACAGAUGCUACCUUGACCACGGCUACCAACACGACUACGAUUGCUACCACUGACACUAACACUACCCCCAACUCCGCCACAACUACGGCUGCUACCAAGACCACUACUCCUACCACGAUUGCUACAACGGCCAGCACGGCUACCACCAGGACUACGAUUGCUACCACUAACACUACCCCCACCCCCAUUACAGCUGCUGCCACAACCACUACCCUUACCACGACCGCUACUACGAUUGUUACCACGGCUACCCCGGCUACCACCACGACUAUGAUUGCUACCACUAACACUACCACCACCCCAACCACAACAACGGCUGCUAUCUUGACGACGGCUACCAACACGACUAUGAUUGCGACAACUAACACUACCCCGACCCCUGCCACAACUACGGAUGCUACCUUGACCUCGGCUACCAACACGACCAUGAUUGCUACAACUAACACUACCCCCAAAUCCACCACAACUACAGCUGCUACCAAGACCACUACCCCUACCACGAUUGUUACCACAGCUACCCCGGCUACCACCACGACUACGACUGCUACCACUAACACUACAGACCCCCCCACUACCAAUACUUCUGCUACCUUGACCUCCGCUACCAACACGACUACGUUUGCUACCACUAACACUACCCUCAAAUCCACCACAACUACGGCUGCUACCACAACCACUUCCCCCACUACAAAUGUUACCACGGCUACCAAGGCCACCACCACGACUACAAUUGCUACCACUAACACUACAAACCCCCUGACCACAACUACAGAUGCUACCUUGACCACGGCUACCAACACCACUACAAUUGCUACCACUCACACUACCCCCAACCCCACCAAAACUAAGGCUGCUACCUUGACCAUGGCUACCAACGCGACUAUGAUUGCUACAACUAACACUACCCCCACCACAACUACGACUGCUACCAAGACCAAUACCCCUACCACAACCGCUAAUGCGAUUGCUACAACGGCCACCCCCAUGAAUACGGCUGCUACCACUAACACUACCACCACCCCGACGACAACUACGGCUACUACCUUGACCACGGCUACCAACACCACUACGAUUGCUACCACUAAAACUACCCCCAACCCCAUCACAACUACGACUGAUACCACGGCUACCCCGGCUACAACCACGACUACGAUUGCUACCACUGCCAUUAACACUACCCCCACCUCCACCACAACUACGGCUGCUACCAAGACCACUACCCCUACCACGACCACUACUACGAUUGCUACAACGGCCACCACGGCUACCACCAGGACUACGAUUGCUACCACUAACACUACCCCCACCCCCAUUACAGCUGCUGCCACGACUACUACCCCUACCACGACCGCUACUACGAUUGUUACCACGGCUACCCCGGCUACCACCACGACUACGAUUGCUACCACUAACAGUACCACCAUCCCAACCACAACUACGGCUGCGAUCUUGACGACGGCUUUCAAUAUGGAAAUGGUAAUGAGAUUAGACAUGGAUUACACAUCAGAAUUAAGUGACACAUCAAGUACCGUGUACAAAGAUUUGAAGUCAAAGAUUGAUCCAGUGAUAGUUGAGCAGUUUAAAGGAAUACCAGGAUAUAGAGGAGGUUUUGUGACAGUAUUCAGCAAAGGAAGCAUUAUUACAAAAUUUGUUGUACAGACGACACAAGUGGACUUUGAUAAAAUCUUGGUCGAAAAUCAAAAACUCCCUGAAGCAAUAAAAAAUAGUGGGAUUGCUCCUGUCAUUGGCGCAGUUUCUGCAUUUUACCAAAGUUCAACUUCGAUCAGCAUUCCAGAGCUCACUUACACUGGUGCCAGCCUGUCCCUGAAGUGUGAGCCUCCAGAAAGCUUUAGCGUGGGACUAAUUUCCAGUUCCAGAUGGACAUUUAAUGGACGGGAAAUUAAACAUGGUGGAAGGUUUAAUAUAAUCACUACCAAUUCUAUGUCUAUGCUUGAAGUUAAAGACGUCAUUCCUGGUGAUAGUGGACCUUACAGUUGUACUCUGAGCAAAAACGACCUGGAAUUCCAGCAAAAAGGAUUUGUAACGGAAAGCAAAAUCAAAGAAGCUCCUGUAGUGCGUCUCAAGAGUGAAUUUCAUGUAAAAUGCUUAACUGGAAAGAUACAACCACUUAAGUGUUGUGUGCAACGUCCCUACAAAAUCAAGUGGUUUCAAGGCAAAGACCCAUUGAGCUCAGUUCCUAUUACCGAUGAAGACACCAACUGCAUCAAGCAUGAUUACAAAUUAGAAAGCUGCAGCGGAUCAGGGGAAGAUCAAGUCAUUUUUACAUGCAGGGUAGAAAACCCAUCAAGUUAUGAAAUGAAAUCGACAAUGACGAUCUUCAAAGAGAAUUUCAGAUGCAAUGACGCUCAGUAUGGGACCGGCCGAGUAGGAGACCGAUCAAGCAUUGAGUGUGAUAUAGGUCAAGUAGGAAAAAGGCUGGCGGAAUGUCAGGAAACGGGCGAGUGGAAACUGGUCGUAGACACCUGCAUUGUUAUAGAAAUCAAUGAAUUACUGAUUGAGUCACAGACUUUGGUUGUGGAGGGAGUGCCAGAAUUUGUAGGGAAUCUAAGUAAAGCUGUCCAGAAAGAAAGACAGGACAUUGAAAAUUCAACUGCAACCAUAUCAGCCAUCGUUGACAUCCUAAACACUCUUGCAAAUGUUUCAACUACUGUUGAUGAAACCAUAAUGCAGAAUAUCCUAGAGACUGUUGAUGUCAUCAUAGGUGAAGGAUCAAGAGAGUCUUGGGUAAUUAUAAAUGCAAAUGAAACCAGCAAUUCCAGCUCGAAAUUAUUGGGUUCGUUGGAGAGCCUCUCCAGUGAUUUGGACGGAGAGUUUUCCGUGAGGACUCCAAGGAUCCUGCUAAACAGAACAAAGUUUGAUGACACCUUCAUGGCAGACCUGAACUCCAGCAUCGUCCUAAACAUUACACAAAACAGCAUGAGCAAUGUUUUUAUUACCACCAUCCUCCUCUCAACCCUUAAUAUUGUUAUGCCGACCCGAAACUCAACCUUUAACGUCAGCCCCUUCAAUACCACCAGUAAUGAAACUGCCAGUGAUAAUGCCAUCAAUGCAGCCGUGUUGCUUGUCAAAAUAAAUGCCACAGUUCAGAAUGUCCUUCUGAGCUACGACAAGCUGAACAGCUCCUUGACAAUGAACCCGCAGUGCGUCUUCUGGAACUUCACACUUUUUGAUAAUAUUGGUGCUUGGGAUGAUGAGGGAUGUACGUUUGUUUCCGACAUAAACAACAUAGUAACCUGCAGCUGUAACCACCUCACCUCCUUCUCAAUUCUGAUGGCAACAGACAUCCCUCCAUCUCUAAGAAAAGCCUUGGAUAUAAUCACUUAUGUUGGAGUUGGAAUAUCUCUGGCAAGCUUGGUUAUAUGUCUAGUUAUUGAAGGGUAUGUUUGGAAAGCCAUUACCAGGAAUAGCACUGCCUUCAUGCGUCACGUUUCCAUCGUAAAUACAGCCCUGUCUCUGUUGAUCGCUGAUAUCUGUUUCAUCAUUGGUGCCUCUAUAGCAAACAAUCCCCUUGAAAACCCAGGGGGGGACUACGAACUUCCUCUUGGACCAUGUAGCACUGCAACAUUUUUUAUGCAUUUUUUCUACCUUGCUCUAUUCUUUUGGAUGCUCGUGUCAGGCCUUUUGCUCUUUUACAGGACGGUCAUGGUCUUCUCGUACAUGUCCAAGUCAAUCAUGUUGGCCAUUGGUUUCUGUUUAGGAUACGGCUGUCCUCUGAUUAUAGCUGUUAUUACUGUUGCUGUCACAGCACCGGGGAAUGGAUACAUCAGGAAAUCCGAGGCUUGUUGGCUGAACUGGUUUGAGACAAAAGCCCUCCUGGCCAUGGUGAUACCGGCCUUGACCAUAGUUUUCAUCAAUAUUUUAAUUGUAAUUUGGGUCUUAUACAAAAUGCUGAAAAGAGGUGUGGGAGACGCUGCACAAUCAGAUGAAAAACACACGCUGGUGGUCAUAACAAGGUGUCUGGUCAUUUUGACUCCUUUAUUUGGAUUGACCUGGGGUCUGGGUGUGGGAACCAUGGUACCAUCAACAAAUGAAGCAAUCCAUAUUGCCUUUGCAUUCUUCAAUUCACUACAGGGUUUCUUCAUUUUAUUGUUUGGGGUACUUCUCGAUUCAAAGACGCGAUCUCUCCUCGGAAGGAAAUCACCUCGAACAAGCACUGGCUCUAAUUCUACGAGGAGUACAGGUGCUGGCAUUUCCUCCUUGAGUGGAAACAAUUUUAUAGGCAGACUACUUGGAAGAAGAUAUGUCUACCACGUUUCACAAGCUACAAACCCAAACAGCAGUGGUGCAGCGGAGUCAUUUAGUAAUAUAUGAAUCAAUGGAACAAGCUGUAGAAGAAAGACACUGUGCUCCGGCAGGUGCGUCUGGACCCAUGCGACCUACAGCCCAUCUUUGAC
Molecule: messenger RNA, 9305 nt
Organism: Limanda limanda (common dab)
Lineage: Eukaryota; Metazoa; Chordata; Actinopteri; Pleuronectiformes; Pleuronectidae
Product: mucin-2-like
Exons: 31
Coding region: 1-9222 (3073 amino acids)
Biological process (GO): cell surface receptor signaling pathway; G protein-coupled receptor signaling pathway
Cellular component (GO): membrane
Molecular function (GO): G protein-coupled receptor activity
Source: RefSeq, a predicted model, not a curated record